AUGUCGACGUUCAGCUCGAUCUUUGGAUCCUCAGGUGAUAAUGCCAAUGUUGAUAAGAGUAUAGAUCUGUUAUUCAAGGCUUCAAAAGGGCCAGUUUCCAGACAAUAUUCAGACAGGGCCAGAACCGUAAUUAAUAUUCCUAUAGAUGCCGUAAAGGAAGAAUCUGGCGAAGAUCAGAGUGAAAGCAUCGAAGAAACAGAGGAAGAAAAGGAAAGAGAUAUAAAGGCUGAAGCCAAGCGUGCGAAGAAGACGAGACAAAAGAAGGAUUUGAAUGAGGAUUUGGAAUCAAAGUACUACAAUAAAUUGUUAAAGGAACAAGAUGAAGAAGCACCGAAAGUGGAAAAAGCGGAAAGUGAUUCUGGAAGUGAUUCUGACUCGGACGACGAGGAAGACCAAAGUAGUGAAGCUAAGUCCAAGCGUGCCAAGACGGUUGAUUUGAAAGAAAACGAAUUAGCGAAGGCAGAACGUACUGUGUUUGUUGGUAACGUGAAUGCUUCCGUUGUUAGCUCGAAGCCAAUGUAUAAGAAAUUCAAGAAACUUUUUUCGCAAUACGGUAAAAUUCAGUCGAUCAGAUUUAGAUCCAUAUCGUUCGACGACGCCGUUCCAAGGAAAGUGGCCUUCGCAAAGAAAAAGUUGCAUAGUUCUAGAGAUACGUUGAAUGCAUAUGUUGUGUUUGCUGAAAAAGAGCCAUCAUUAAAGUGUGUUUCCAAGUUGAAUGCGACUGAGUUUGAGCAUGCACAUUUAAGAGUCGAUCACGUCGCCCAUCCAGCACCAAAGGAUAACAAAAGGACUAUUUUUGUUGGGAAUUUGGAUUUUGAAGAAAAGGAAGAAACCUUGUGGCGUUAUUUCAACUCUAAGACCGAUAACGAUGUGGAAUCUGUCAGAGUUAUCAGAGACCCUAAGACCAAUGUAGGUAAAGGUUUUGCCUUGGUUCAAUUUAAGGAUACGUUGUCGGUCAACAAGUCAUUGUUACUCAACGAUAAGCCAAUGUCUGAAGAAAAGAAACGUAAGCUUCGUAUCUCGAAGGCCAAGGCACACACCAAACCAUCGAUAUUAUCACCAAACCACAUUGACAACUCUAAGAAGGCAUACGCUUCUAACAGAUCCAAGAUGUCUGCUAAGUUAAGUGACCAGCAAAGAACCAAGUUAGGUAGAGCCCAAACUGUUUUGAAUAAGAGUGAUAGGGCCACCGCUGGUAAGUCCAGAAAUAUUAUUGAAGGUCAAAGAGCUUCCAAGGGGGAUCUGAUCGCCGGUAUCAAGGGCCUCAAGAGCAAUAGGGACAGGAAAAUAAAGAAGCCUAGAAUCAGAGACAGAUCUACCAAAUUUAGAAAUGAAAGAGACUCAAUGGCUUCGGAAUUGAAGAAUGGUCCAAAGAAAUGA
This is a messenger RNA of Debaryomyces tyrocola, 1380 nucleotides long. NCBI's taxonomy places the organism in Eukaryota, Fungi, Ascomycota, Pichiomycetes, Serinales, Debaryomycetaceae. The record is from the annotation of a GenBank genome assembly.